Messenger RNA from Mercurialis annua (annual mercury), 3575 nucleotides. Its product is annotated as disease resistance protein RPV1-like. The record is from RefSeq and is a predicted model, not a curated record. Gene Ontology annotation, biological process: defense response. The transcript has 5 exons. NCBI's taxonomy places the organism in Eukaryota, Viridiplantae, Streptophyta, Magnoliopsida, Malpighiales, Euphorbiaceae. The coding region runs from base 69 to 2204 and encodes 711 amino acids. Gene Ontology annotation, molecular function: protein binding.
CUUGAGCUUCUGCUGCAAGAAUUCUUAGAUGUUGUGGCUUGAAUGUAGAUAUUGGAUUAUGUGUUCUCAUGGAUAAAUCUCUUAUAGCUGUUUCUGGUAAGAUAGAAAUGCAUGACUUGCUGCAAGAAAUGGGAAAGGAAAUUGUUCUCCAAGAAUCUAGAGAGCCAUGCAAAAGGAGUAGAUUAUGGGAUCAUGAAGAAAUCGUUAGUGUGCUCACAAAAAAUAAUGGAACUGAUGCAAUUGAAGCAAUAUUCCUGGACAUGUCCAAAAUUAAAGCCAUUGACUUAAAUCCAGAUGUUUUUGAGGGAAUGCCUCAUCUAAAAUUACUGUCAUUUUUCUAUGGGUCUGAAACAGAAACAGGUGAUGAGGUGCACCUUUCUCAAGGCCUGCAAAGCUUCCCCAACGAGCUGCGAUAUUUGUACUGGCACGGAUACCCGUUGGAAACUCUGCCAGCUAAUUUCCAUCAGCUGAAAAUUGUAGAGCUUCAUUUGCCUUACAGCAAACUGAAAACGCCACCAAGCGGAAAAAUGAUUAAAACCUUGCAAUUCAUUGACCUCCAUCACUCCAGCUGCCUUAUCAAAGUUCCAGAGCUUACAUUGGCUAGGAAUCUCGUUCUUCUAAAUGUGUCUGGUUGUGAAAGAAUGAUAAGUUUUCCGAGUACAACUGGUUUGAUGUCGCUUGAAGGUCUAAACCUUUCUGGUUGCUUGAGACUCGAGGCAUUUCCAGAGCUUUCAAGGAGCCUAAAAUGCCUUGUUUUAAGUAAUACAGCAAUAAAAGAAGUGCCAUCAUCACUCGUUUCCCUCAGCAGGCUGGCUAUUUUGGAACUCGAAUGCUGCAUGAAUCUUGAAACUCUCCCCAGCAGCAUGUGUAACUUGAAAUCUCUUGAAACUCUUGACGUAUCUGGCUGCUCUCGCCUAAAGAAAUUCCCAGAAAUCUCGGAGACCAUGGAUCAUUUUCGGUCUCUUUUUCUGGAAGGAACAGCAAUUGAAGAGCUACCAUCAUCGAUUGAUAAUCUAAAAGCUCUUAGUUCACUGAGACUUAAAAAUUGCAGAAACCUUGCUUAUCUUCCAGAAACCCUUGGCAAUAUAAAAUCUCUUCAGUAUUUACAGCUUCAAAGUUGCAGAAACCUUACUCAUCUUCCAGAAAGCCUCAGUAAUUUGGAAGCACUUCUCAACGUUGAAUUGUCUGGAUGCCAAAAACUUGAAAAUAUGCCAGCAAAUUUAACGGUUUCUUUUAGUCUACAAGCUAGUGGAUGUCAUAUGUUGAAAUCUGUAUCCGAGUUGAGCAGUUUAUCCUCGAUAUGGAAACUAGAUCUUAGCAAUAAUAGAUUUGAGUCACUUCCGGAAAGCAUACAACAGCUCCACCAACUGUGGGAACUCGAUAUAAGCUUUUGCGAUAGGCUGAAAUCAUUGGUACAUCUUCCCUGGUCUCUAAUGUACUUAAAUGCUCAUGACUGCAGAUCAUUAGAAAGUGUAUCUGCCCCUAUACCCUUCUUCGAAUUUGACGACGAAAUGAGGUUUGAUAUUGAUGACAAGAAAUUUGAAUUUACUAAUUGCAUGAAGUUGGAUCGAAACAAAUCAUGGGGUAUGGUUCUGGCAGAAAUGGAGAUGAAGCUGCAACGAUCGGCGAGUGUGCUUAAUAAAUGUGAUAGGAGAAACGAUACUAGAAGGAUGAUGAUGUAUCCUGGAAAUGAAAUUCCAGAGUGGUUUACAUAUACAAGCACUGGAAAUUCAAUUAAAAUCCCGUAUUGUAAACAUUCUAAUGAUGGCUUGUUCUGUUGGGACAAGGCUGCAGUAUGCUGUGUUAUCGCAUUUCCGGAUAACUAUCACAUGAAUCCUGACAGCUUGCUACAAAUUGAAUGCAACUUGUCAAACUAUGACAAGGAGACUUUCACAUUCAGGAGUUAUAAGUCCACUGCGUCUGUGUAUGUGUCGGAGCACGUAGCCUUAUGUUAUCCUGUCACGGCUCCACGGCGUGAUUAUGGAACAGGAGAGUAUCCUUGGUUAGAAAUCAAGAUAUAUGGUGAAAAUUGGUUUUUGGAGGUGAGCAAGUGUGGAAUAUAUCCUCUGUGCAGCUGUGCACAGAAAUGCAGUCUAAUGCUAUUGGAAGAGAAUGACAAUGAAAAACAAGGAGAUGGCCACUGGAACACCAAUGGAAGGGAAAAGGAGGAGGAACCACCAUUUAAAAGACCAAAACAAGCCUAGUUUCUUCUUGGUGUGGAUCGUUGGUCACGUAAGCUUCCUUCCUUCAUCUGUAAGUUGUUUCUUUCGGUUUUGAAAUCACGAUCGUUUGGAGUUGUUUAUUUCUGUUGCGGGUUGUAACACGGUUUAUGUAUGCUAAUACAUUGCUACUGCUAUACCUCAUCUUAAGUUACUGCCACAUUAGCUAUGUGGAUUAGUGUGUGAUUUCUGUUUUGAGUUUGUUAGAGAAAACCGGUUAUUGUUUUGCCUUGUGUAUGUAGAGCUUUCAGCUUUAGGUUUAUUCUUAGUUUUGUAUAUUACAAACUCAGUCAAUAUAGUGUUCUCUGUUUUCUGAUAUGGUAUUAGAGCGGGUCCGAGCCCGGAUCAGGCGUUGCCGCCGGUGUUGCUGCCGCGUUUCAGUUUCUUCUCAAUGUAAUGAUCUUGAUGUCCAGUCCCAGCGAUCUGGUUCUAUUUCACUUUGUGAGCAUUACUAUCAAUGACUCGAUUUCAGUUUGUGAGCAUGGCUAUUGGUGACUCCAUUUCAAAGUUCAGUUUCGGUUUCAAGUUCAUCCCUACGGGCGACUUGAUUUCAGUUUUAGAUUCAAAUCGUUGCUAACAAUGAUCAAUUUUGAUUUCAGAUUCUAUUCUAUUUGAAUUCAGUUCUUCUUUUGAUUCAGAUAUGUUUUGAUUCAUAAUCAAGUUUUCAGCUUAAUAUCAUUCGGAUCCUCUCGUUCUUUAUUCUUCGUGUAUUGUUCUAUCUGAUUGUGGAUUGUCAUCUGUUUCCAAAUCUCUAUUUCAAAUUCUCUGGAAUUUCUGCCAAAUCAGCAACAUCUAUUGGAAUUUCUAUUUUUCUUUCUGUGUUCACUGAUGACUGGAUCAGAUUGAUGAGAUUCUUGUUGAUUUGAGGUUUCGAUUUUGCUAUGAUGUCUCUCGUUUAAACUCUUAUCAAUGAUACUAUUUAAAUAGAGUUGGUUGUAGCUUGUAGAAGCUGCAAUUUAGUCAUUACUAUACUGAAAAAAAGAGAUGUUGCAUUUUGUUGAGUGGUGAUUCUUUGAUAAAAAUGAUGAAGGUCGAAUAUGCGAUGUAAUGACAGUAUAGCGGAAGUGCGGAACAUUGAUCCGGUCGGUGCAGAUUUGAGUGAUCUGAUAUCAUGUCUUGUUUAUAGAAUCGUAUUAUGGUUUGUUUGUUUAUCCAGAAAAGAGUUUUGUGAAGUGUGGCUAGAAGCUGGAAAGUUGCAGAUUAGAUUUGUUCUUGUGAUAAUGAGUGAGGCCCCAAAUCAGGUCCUAAAGAGAUGGGAUUUUAGUGCAAGUAUUGGAUCCAACACAUGAAUAUGAAAAAAUACUUCCAAACUUGUGAAGCAAUAAAAAAUAUAUAAAUUAACAAUAAUUAUUUAUA